AUGUUUCGCCUUUCUCUUCCUUCCAGAAAUGUUCGACACCAAUUCACGGGGAUCCCCAGACAAAUAUCCGGAAGAAUAACAAGAUCACAACAAAGUUCCUAUCGAUCGUACACAUCAUCCUCUUCCUCAUCGAAAUCAUCUUCAUCGUCUUAUCGAUCAUAUGGUCUUACUGUACUCAUAAGUAGUACCACAGCUGUCAUCUUAAGUCAGCUAUGGACUCAACGUAAUCUAGUUCAAUGUGAUGCGUUCCAAGUCAAAACUGCUUCAGAUAGAAGUAAAGCCUACGUUUCGCCAGAUGACAGUCAAAGUCAAAGUCAAGGUGAACAGGUGAUUCCGUCAUCUGCUAAACCAGAAUAUGCAUCUGAAGAAGAAGUCAAAAAAGUUAUCGAGAUAUUGAAAAGUAAAUUCAACGAAGAUCAAGUAACUAUCAAUCCUGAUGAACUACUAUCUCAUGGUGUGUCAGCCAAUACAUAUCAUGCCGCUGCUUUACCUAACGUGGUCGUAUACGUAGAAACGACAGAAGAUGUGUCUGCAGUAAUGAAAGUAGCGAAUCAAUAUAGAGUACCAGUGACUCCUCUAAGUGGCGGAACAUCUUUAGAAGGACAUAUAACAUGUCCAUAUGGGGGAAUUUGUGUUGAUUUAUCUAGAAUGGAUAAGAUGUUGGAAUUACAUGAAGAAGAUGCAGAUGCUGUAGUUCAAGCUGGAUGUCAAUGGGAGGCGAUUAAUGAAGAAUUAAAAGAAAGAGGUUUAAACAUGUUUUUCCCAUUAGAUCCUGGGCCUAGUGCUUGUAUUGGUGGUAUGAUGGCUACCGGUUGUAGUGGCACCAAUGCGGUCAGAUAUGGUACUGCCAAAGGAGAAUGGUUUCUGAAUGCUACUGUCGUCCUACCAAAUGGUGAAAUCAUCAAAACACGGCAACGAUCCAGGAAAUCUUCCGCGGGCUAUGAUCUCACCAAGCUUUUCAUCGGAGCGGAAGGAACGCUAGGUAUAGUGACUGAAGCUACCAUCCGACUCGCUCCUAUACUUCCGACUCGAGUGGCAGUGUGUGGAUUCCCAGGUGUUGAAGAAGCUGUUUCCGCCGUUGGGGAAGUGAUCAACCGUGGUGUACCCAUGCAAUGUGUCGAAUUAUGUGAUACUUUGAUGAUGGAAGCUAUAAGUAGAUUUGGGAAUGUCAGUAUGCCAUUACCAUCAUUAGAUACAAUCUUCUUCAAGUUUCAAGGAUCAGAUCCAGCUUCUAUUCAAGCAAGUAUCAAGAUCGUCAAUGAGAUAGCAAAGAAACAUGGUGGACAAGAUUUAGUUUUCGCUAAAAAUGAUAUGGAAAGUAAUGAACUUUGGAGCGCGAGAAAAUCUGCUCAUUGGAGUGCGAUGGCUUUGGUUGAGGGAGGUACCUGUUAUUCAACAGAUGUUUGUGUGCCAGCAAGUAAUUUACCGAAAUUGGUUAAACAGACAAAGGAAGAUUUGAAACAAAAUGGCAUCGUAGGUCCUAUCUUGGGUCACGUAGGAGAUGGUAAUUUCCAUUGCGCAUUGAUAUUCGACGCAAAGAUCCCUGGUGAAUUCGAAAAAGUAGAUGCUGCAGCUCACAGAAUGGUGAAAAGGGCAAUAGCACUUCAAGGUACAUGUACUGGUGAACAUGGUGUCGGCAUUGGUAAACGUGAAUACCUGCCUCUUGAACUUGGAGAGGGAACAGUAGCUGUAAUGAAACAAUUAAAGAAUACUCUGGAUCCUAAAGGAAUCAUGAAUCCCGGUAAACUAAACCACUCUACAACAGCUGUACCCGGAUUAGGAUUAACCUGUUCCAAUGAAUCCCAUUAUCCCGAUCACUAA
Molecule: messenger RNA, 1821 nt
Organism: Kwoniella shivajii
Lineage: Eukaryota; Fungi; Basidiomycota; Tremellomycetes; Tremellales; Cryptococcaceae
Exons: 12
Coding region: 1-1821 (606 amino acids)
Biological process (GO): lactate catabolic process
Cellular component (GO): mitochondrion
Molecular function (GO): D-lactate dehydrogenase (cytochrome) activity; FAD binding; D-lactate dehydrogenase (NAD+) activity
Source: RefSeq, a predicted model, not a curated record